UGUGAUUUAAAGGUGUUUCCGGUGGAGGUAAUAGUUGAGUUUUUGGCUCGUGUUGUUGUUGCGUUCUUCACUUACAGCCAAAAUGAGCUGCUGUACAAGAGUAGCUGCUCUGGGCGACCACACGCUUUUCUCUUCGGUUAAACCGCGGACUGUCUGCCGCCGGCUCCUGUACACAGCGCGGUUCCUCAGCCGGAGUCAGUGCCCAGCGGCGGAGCACUCUCCGAUCUCGGACCCCGGUGAGAAACCACGGCUGAGAGCCAUUGAUCUGGCCCAAAAGGUCCGACAGGAGAAGGCGAAGAUUCGGACUCAGACGGAGCAGACAGAGCCUCCGGCGUCCGGCUUGCAGCAGAGAGUGAUGGAGCUGAAACGGUUCAGUAUGCAGCUGCAAAACGUCCAUCCAAACGUGCUGGCCAAACAUCUGCAUAGAAGCGUGCUGUACCAGGAUAAAGAUGUGGUUAUCAUCAACAAACCCUACGGCGUACCUGUCAGAGAGGACUCUGGAGUCACGUCCAUCACCUCUGUGCUUCCUGUUCUCUCUAAAAUGCUGGAUGGACCGAAGGUGAAAACUGACUCUGAGCUGCUGCCCUGUCUGGCUCUGGAGAAGGAUUCAACUGGAGCUCUCCUGCUGGCCAGGAGCGAAGCAGCGGUGGAGCACAUCCUCGCCUUGAGCAGAAACAACCAAGUGGAGAGGAGAUAUUGGGUGAUCACAGUUGGUGUUCCUGUUCCAUCUGAAGGGCUGAUUGAUAUCCCCAUCAUUGAAAGAGAAGUUGCAGGUCCUAGGCCACAUUUUAAGAUGACUCUCAGUCCGAUUUUCCGAAUGAAUGAAGCCGGUGAUGGCGUGACCAAAGUGAGAAGCCACCGUCAAGCCCAUCCUGCAGUCACCAAGUACAGAGUCCUGGACAGCAAGUACGGCUGCAGCCUCAUUGAGCUCCAGCCUUUUUCUGGGGUGAAGCACCAGAUGCAGGUACACAUGGCAUAUGCUCUGGCUUGUUGCAUUCUCGGAGAUCACAAAUAUUCCCAUUGGAGCAAACUGGCCCCUCAGAUUUUACCAGAACGUGUGCUGAAAAAGCUCGGACUGGAGCAGACCAAGAGCCGGAACCUUCCUCUUCAUCUGCAUGCGCGCCAGCUGGUGCUGCCGGGUCACAGCCAGUCUGAAAUCAGCGUGUCCUGCCCCCUGCCCAAGUACUUCAUAAAAACACUCAACCGACUGCAGUUAACAUUUCCCGAGGAGAAAGCUGAUAAAUGAUCCCUUCUGUGUCUACAGAGAGCCGGCAUUUAUUGCAAGGCUGCUGAAUAAAGACGAAAUAACCAUUUAAAUUAAAUGGGGACCUAAUAUGAA
Girardinichthys multiradiatus is the source of this 1339-nucleotide messenger RNA. RefSeq names its product mitochondrial RNA pseudouridine synthase rpusd4-like. Gene Ontology annotation, molecular function: pseudouridine synthase activity; RNA binding. Gene Ontology annotation, biological process: pseudouridine synthesis. The record is from RefSeq and is a predicted model, not a curated record. The transcript has 6 exons. The coding region runs from base 83 to 1246 and encodes 387 amino acids. NCBI's taxonomy places the organism in Eukaryota, Metazoa, Chordata, Actinopteri, Cyprinodontiformes, Goodeidae.